GCGCGCUGAACCACGCUCAAGCAGACAGAGACCUGGAGAAGCUUGAUCGAAACGAACGAACUGCACGAGCGCUCGUGACUCUGAUCAACCUUUUCUCCGCGAUGGAUAAAGAUGGUGAUGGCACCAUCACCCUGGCGGAAAUGAAGGCGGUACCUCCGAACCUGCUCCCAGCAGAAAUCUUCCAGCAAGACCAGUCGGCGACCAUCCAAGAGGUGUUCGAGGCCCUGGACGUUGACGAUCAGGGCACCAUCGAUCAGCGAGAGUUUGUGGAGGGCCUGUUGGCAGUUUUCCUCCAAGACAUGCCGUUGGACCGACUUGAAGUUCUGAAGCUUCUGCGAAAGCAGAACCAGAGGUUGGAAGAGAUCCAGCAGGUUCUACGGCCGCGACGGCUGAUGCAGAGUUCUGCUGAGGAUUCAAAUUCCCUUGUGGCUGUAUGA
Molecule: messenger RNA, 437 nt
Organism: Symbiodinium pilosum
Lineage: Eukaryota; Dinophyceae; Suessiales; Symbiodiniaceae
Source: the annotation of a GenBank genome assembly